Danaus chrysippus (African queen) is the source of this 1329-nucleotide messenger RNA. The record is from the annotation of a GenBank genome assembly. Lineage: Eukaryota; Metazoa; Arthropoda; Insecta; Lepidoptera; Nymphalidae.
AUGACAAAUAAUAUUGCAGGUUAUACGAAAGUGAAGAGCUCCAAAGUGACUAAAGACUUGACUCAGAACGUGGAGGAACUCGACAGCUUGUUGGAUGAUCUGCAGAAGGACCAAGAGAGACAGCUGUAUAAGAGUGGAUACACAUCAGAUACAGCUGAGAGCACAUCAUUCGAUUAUAGGAAAGGGACCCCAGCGAAGGCCCCAUCCAGCGGGUAUUCCACCCUCCAACGUGAGGCUCGUUCUGAGUCCUCGUGGGCCUCCGCCCCCGUCCGCGCUGAAGUGAGGCAGGAGGUGUACCGCGAGGAGAAACAUGAGUCCCGAGUGGUACCGUCCCAAGUUUCUCCGGCCGUGCCCCAGGUGGUGCCACCAGCGGUGUGCUCCCACUGUCACCACCCACCGGCCACUGGCACUUUAUCUCGUAGUGGUACCCCAAUGAACAAGGUGACGACCACAGUGAAGACCUACACGUACGAGGUGCCCGCGGGACAAGACCCCUCCACCCUGCCCAUACCUACCGACUGUAGCGAGCACCACCACAUAGAUUCCACGGUGACGUCAUCCAGCACCACUUCCCCGGUGAAGCUGGUGUCUCCCGGCUGUCAGUACUGCUCACACUGUAACACACGACGGGAAUACCGCGUGCAGACUGAUGAACACUCCAGUGAGCGUGUAGUGUACCCGCAGCCGAGCCAACCGACCAAUGUAACGCUUGAACCACAGAAUGGACACGGCCCUUAUGGUCCAUCAUACAAGUACAGCGAGACGUCCUACUCGUCCUCCAACACGACCCAGCGGUUCCCCCGCUCCUCGUCCCCCUCCCCCGGCCGCUCACCCCACUCCCCGCACCCCCCCUCCACGCACCUCUCUCCGUCCCCCUCUCCCUUCCCGCGGCCUCACACCCCCUCCCAGCAGCAACAGCAGCCCCCCAAGAGAUUGGAUGACCUGUUGGCUGAAUUCCCGGAGACGAGAUUCCCCACCCAGCCGGACGGCGUGGUUCGUCGUAAGGUUGAAGUGACUCACGAGAGCUCCACCAGCCAGUCCAAGGACAAAGACACCCUCAAACACACCCCGCCUGUAGCUAGCUCCAAGAACGUACAGGGACCGGCUGUUUACUACCCCCCCGGACACACACCCUUCGCCAAGAAAGACAACCCCGUGGGAGGAUACCAGUCUAGUGCUAUGAUGCAAGGCGGCGGCGCGUACGCCUCGGGUCGCGGCAUGUACGAAUACGAAUCAGGGUCGCGCAGUAAAGAAAAACACUCAGAAAAGAAAACAGCCGUCCCUAUCUGUCUACCGUUGUGCUGCGCUAUGCCUUGUGUUAUUAUGUGA